AUGCUUAUUUUGGCUUUUAUGAUGAGGGAUGAGACACAUAGUGCCGAAUUGUUAUGUGUCAAAGACACUAGCUCCGCUACCCUACUUGAUAUAAAAAAUAUAUUAACAGAGUUAAGUCAGCAAACCACACAUUUCUUAAUGUUUUUAGUUGGAUUGAAUCGGUUAUCAGGAAUCGAUAAAAAUUAUGCA
Messenger RNA from Entrophospora candida, 189 nucleotides. The record is from the annotation of a GenBank genome assembly. Lineage: Eukaryota; Fungi; Glomeromycota; Glomeromycetes; Entrophosporales; Entrophosporaceae.